AUGAGCGUACGUCGUGACCAUCCUUCUCCCAGCGUCAACGAGCUUCGCGCCCCGCCAGCUCGCACUCUGUUCUCUCGAAACUUGAAUUCUCGAAUUUUCCAACCCCUGAACCCGCGGCCGUUCCUGCAGGCUAGAGUCGGCACCGAGGUCAUCAUCCGUCUCAAGUGGGGCCAAACCGAGUACAAGGGCACCCUGGAGAGCAUUGAUUCAUACAUGAACGUGCUCCUGCGCGAUACAGAGGAAUUCAUUGACGGCAAGCACACCGGCACUUUGGGUCUGGUUCUGAUUCGGUGUAACAACAUUCUCUGGAUGGGAUCGGCAGAUACCGUGGAGAUGACGGACCUAGGACUCAAAUAA
Molecule: messenger RNA, 357 nt
Organism: Penicillium macrosclerotiorum
Lineage: Eukaryota; Fungi; Ascomycota; Eurotiomycetes; Eurotiales; Aspergillaceae
Product: small nuclear ribonucleoprotein F
Exons: 4
Coding region: 1-357 (118 amino acids)
Biological process (GO): mRNA splicing, via spliceosome; spliceosomal snRNP assembly
Cellular component (GO): catalytic step 2 spliceosome; U1 snRNP
Molecular function (GO): RNA binding
Source: RefSeq, a predicted model, not a curated record